AUGCCCCAAUGGGGAAGACCAUCAGGGGCGAAGGGGAGCAGGAGGAGGAGGCAGUGGGAGCAGGAUCAAGGACAUUGGCAACAGUCGCGUGUCGAGGAGCUUGAUAGCGAGGGUGAUCCAGAUACACAAGGCGUUGGGUUACAUUUGGGCGAGAAACGAUUUGCAAGCGAUCCGCUUCAUUUCACAGGUAUAGAUAUUUCUUCAAACACAAGGCCUAGGCGAGGAUAUUCAUAUGACGAGGCCGAGCGAUCUUCCGAGUCCGAUUCCGAGUAUUCAGACUACCACGAAGGUGGUGACAAACAAUUAGCUUUACGAGGGGAUAACGAGGAAGCAAUAGUACAAGGUGCUCUAGCUCGUAUUCGACGCGCUCAAGAAAAGGGAAGGCAAGAUGUGAAGCUCACGCAAGAAGAGCUUGAUGCAUUAGAACGCCGACGAAUUCGUAUGCAAGCCGCUGCUGCCGCGAAAGCUACCAGAAAAGGAAGCAGCGGAGGCGGAGCUGAAAAGAAACGACGAAGCGAUCGGAAAAUUGUUGAUAUUGCAUCUCUUAUGGACCCCAAGCCAGCCAGUGAUCCAAAGAAAAGAAAGUCGAAAAGAAAAUCUGGUAGUUCUUCACACAGUGCUGCCGCGGGACCUGGAAUUAUUGUUGAUGGACCAGAUGGACCCUCGUAUACUCCAAUAGGUGGCUACCUUCCUUCGGACAGAGGCACAUCUCGUUCUCGUUCAUCAGCACGUCAUGGCCAUUCACCCCCAGGUACGAGUCGACAUUUCUCUGACGGCAUGCGUCCUACUUCCCAUAACAACAGUCCUCGUCGUUCCUUACCCGAAGAAGAAAGCUGGCAUUCUACCAAUAACAAACGGACUUCUCUUUCUUCUCAAUACCAUGUUGCUGAUCCCUUUGAUUACCAGGUUACCGCUGAUCAGCCACCCCCCGCCCCGCAACAGUACACACAGUCAUCUUCAGGUCGUCAUAAUUAUUCUGGUCCGGCCGAUAUUUCUUACACUUCCGUUCGACGCAUUCCACCACAGGGCUAUGCUGCCACCGAUAGGAUCCCUUCUGAUUCAUCCCUCAGACAUCGGACUUCUCCGAGGGGAGAAAGAGAAGUCAUAACUAUUCCUGAUAGUAGUGAAGAAUCAGACUCAAGCGAUGAGCUAGCAAGAGGAGUACAAGUUUUUCCAGAGGAACGAGAACGAGUAGUUUCUAGGAGACCUGCACCUGUGAUUGGGAGUGGGAGUGGAAGCGGGAGAAGAAAAGGCAAAGGAAGAUAA
Molecule: messenger RNA, 1266 nt
Organism: Botrytis byssoidea
Lineage: Eukaryota; Fungi; Ascomycota; Leotiomycetes; Helotiales; Sclerotiniaceae
Exons: 1
Coding region: 1-1266 (421 amino acids)
Source: RefSeq, a predicted model, not a curated record